AUGAUCACGCACGUCGACGCGAAGUGGAUGCUCACCCCGGAGGCGGACACGAUACUUCCGCUGUUGAUAGGGCACAUCGCGUUCACGGCGACGGAGAUCGAGGAGGCGCGCGCGAACGGAGGCGUCGUCCCGCGAAAGCCGGGGAAAAAAGAAAAAGAAAACGGCGGCGACGACGACGAUCCGGACGUCGUGCGCGACGAAGAUAUCGUCGGAUGCAUGUACGGGGUGCUCGGGGUGAGCCCCGGGAUGAGCAACUUCAAGGUUGUGUACGACCACCUCGUGGAGGAGUUUGGAAUGGAUUUGGAGUCCAAAAAGCCGUUCAUACGCGCUCACCUGAGGCUAAUCGAUAGUCAGGUCGUCGCGCUCAUGUUCACGGAUAACCCGGACGUGAAGUUCAUCGAUACGAAUCCGAUCCCGGAGAUCGAGAAAAGGGGCUCGGCGGGGUUCCAUAAGUUCAUCGCGACGCAAGCGAAGCAGGGGGCGAUGGCGAUUUUGAAGCGACAGAAGAGGCGACGCGCGCUCGCGGAGGGGACGCCGCUCGAGGAGAAGACGGACCAGGAGAAGGACGCCGAGGCGAAGCGAAAGAAAAAGACAGACCAGGAGAAGGACGCCGAGGCGAAGCGAAAGAAGAAGACGAAGCGAAAAGUCCGCCGAAAGCGGUCGACGAUGUCGUCGCUGUGCGCGCGCAACGCGCUUCUGGUGCACACUUUGUACUCGGUCACGAAAGAAGCGGAGUACGCGAACGAGGGCUCCGGGUGGCCGAAGCUGUUGCGCGCCUCGGAGGAGCUCCUCCCGGCGUUUACCACGCUGUUAAGACCCGUGCAAAGCUGGGGCGGCGGCGUCCGCGGCGGCGACAAGUUGAUCGCCGACGUGGACGAGAACCGCGAGAUGGCGUCCGGAGAGAUGAUAAACGAGAUCGGCCGGAACGCGCUCAUCGUCCUCGCGGAGAUGGCGGACCCCGCGAACUCGCGCGUGAACCCCGAGCUCGGUUUGAAGUGGGCGUCCAACGUGAUCGAGUCGCACCAGUCGUUGAUACAGAUUUUGAUUCGCGUCAUGGGACAGUCGUUCAGGGUCGAGGAUGUCCCCGGCCUCGUCGACGUCGACGGCGAGUGCGAAGGCGAAGGCGAAGGCGAUGGAUUUUUUCUCGAGGGCAAAAGCGCGUCCGUGGACGCCGCGCCCGCGAUGUUUGCGUUCCCUUCGCCAGACCCGACGGACGACGACGCGGUGAUCGCGUCCCCCGUCGCCGCCGCCGACGACGACGCGACCGACCUCUCCCCCGACUGCGCGCACAUCGCCGCGGCGGCGAUGUUCGGGAUCGUUUCUUACGAUCCGUGCAUGGACGACCUGCUCGCGACGCUGGAUAAGACGGAUAGCACCGGGACGAUGAUCUCCAGGGUGGCCGCCCUGCUGGCGGACGCGUUGCCGAAAAAGGAAGAAGAAAAAGAAGCGAAUACCGAGACGCCCUCUCGUUCGGUGGCUGACAUCGCGGACGCGGUCUCGACGUUAUCUUUGACGGAGAUCGCGAGAAGAGAGAAGAAGAAGCGCGAGGAAGAAAAGCUCAAGAAGCUCAGAGAGGAAGGGAAGCUCGGCGCCGGCGGCGUGGAAGCCGCCGGGCUUCUCGCGCGUCUUUCGAGCUCCCAACGCGGCCGCCGGGCGAUCAUCGCGCACGCCCCGGGGAUCAUCAGCUACUUGCUCCCGUGCAUACGACCGAGCAUGAGCCAGACCGCGGCGUUCGCGAUUCGAGCGCUGAGCGGUCUCGCGCGGGAUAAGCGCGGCGCGAAGUUAUUGCUGAGGUACGAGAGGCCGAAGGUCAUCGCUUCGGCAUUCGCGAACAUGCUGCACGCGAUGUCGGACGCGAGCGACGGCGACGGCGACCACUUCGAGGACGACGACGACUUCGACGACGACCUCGACGAGAGCGACGACGACCACGACGACGACGGCGUCGGCGGCGCGAAAGAGAAAGACAAGGCGCGAAAGUGCACCUCGAGCUCCUGCCGACGGCGACGCAGAGAGUUCGACGGACAGCUCAUGUCCGAGUGCGUGAUCGCGAUCGCGACGCUGGCGCAAGAUAAGCCGUGGCGGUGGCGGCUCCUCGACGUCACGUCCGCGAAGCCGCAGCGUUUGGACGACGACGACGACGCGAACCCGAACCACCACCACCACCACCGCGCGAGAGUCUCCGCGUCCGCGGCGUCGCUCGUGUCGGCGUUGAUUCGAAUGCUGCGAGGGGACCACCCGGAGGUGACGUUCAACGCGCUGUACUGCGUCAACUGCUUGAUGGGCGAGCCGCCGCAGAGCUGGGGGCGGGGGAGGAACGCGACGCGGGAGGAGGACAACACCGCGCGCCGCGCGCUCAUCGCGGCGGCCGCCGCCGCGAGCGAGCAGCCGCGCACCGGCGGGUCGCUCGAGGAGGCGCUCGCGACGAUUCUCGCGUCCGCGCCGUUCAAGCUGAAACGCGGCGUCGUCGUCGGGGCGCCGCGGCGCGAUGAGGACGGGGUCGCACCGCCGCCGCCGCCCGCCGCCGCCGCCGCCAACGCCGCUUUCGACGCCGCGGUCGCCGCCGCCGCCGCCGACGCUUCGCCGGGGACGAUGCCGGCGUCGCGGAGCGCGUUGUUGGCGGCGAUCGAAGCCUUCGACG
Micromonas pusilla CCMP1545 is the source of this 2641-nucleotide messenger RNA. RefSeq lists its product as uncharacterized. The record is from RefSeq and is a predicted model, not a curated record. The transcript has a single exon. Lineage: Eukaryota; Viridiplantae; Chlorophyta; Mamiellophyceae; Mamiellales; Mamiellaceae. The annotation marks the transcript as partial.